Molecule: messenger RNA, 1812 nt
Organism: Macadamia integrifolia
Lineage: Eukaryota; Viridiplantae; Streptophyta; Magnoliopsida; Proteales; Proteaceae
Product: transcription initiation factor IIA large subunit-like
Exons: 11
Coding region: 276-1460 (394 amino acids)
Biological process (GO): transcription initiation at RNA polymerase II promoter; transcription by RNA polymerase II
Cellular component (GO): transcription factor TFIIA complex
Source: RefSeq, a predicted model, not a curated record
CGUUUUCUUGUCCGUGUCCGGUCGGCUCCCCUCGGCCUCGCCUCCUCUUACGAAAUUUUCUUCUCUCUGUGUACGAUAGCUGAGAAACCAAAAACCCUAGGCACCUUUUUUUUCUUUCUGCAAGUCCAAUUCGAUGCUUGUGUCCUCGAAUCUCUUUGAAUUUACAUCGAGGACAGCUUUUCUCAGCUAUCCCGAUUUCAGCUGCUUCCCAUCUACGCGGUCGGAAACCCUUCAUUGGAGAGCUGAAAGCUUCUGAUCUUUAUUUUGCGGGGAGAAUGGCUACGACAACAAGUUCCGUUUACAUCCAUGUCGUCGAAGACGUCAUCGACAAGGUCAGGAAUGAUUUUAUUGAGGGCAGCGGCCCCGGAGAGAGUGUUCUCAAUGAGCUCCAAGCGCUCUGGGAAAUGAAAAUGAUGCAAUGCGGUGCUAUAAUGGGUCCGAUAGAGAGGUCCUCCGGACAAAAACCGGCCGCUGGUGGUCCAAUCACACCUGUUCACGAUCUUAAUGUUCCUUACGAGGGUACGGAGGAGUACGAAACUCCUACAGCGGAUAUGCUCUUUCCACCUACACCUCUACAGACUCUUACACCUCUACCCACCACUCCCAUUCAGACUCCCCUGCCAGGAACGGUGGACAACUCGAUGUAUCAACUUACUCCCGGACCAAAUGACUUUCCUAGUGUGCAGAACACUGGAGGCGGCACUGAGACCAAACCUGGAAGACCUAGUCCGUACAUGCAACCACCGUCUCCUUGGAUGAAUCAAAGGCCUCUUGGUGUUGAUGUUAAUGUUGCUUAUGUGGAAGGACGGGACGAAUUGGACAGAGGAGCUUCUCAUCAACCUGCAACACAGGAUUUUUUUGUCUCUUCUGGAAAGCGGAAAAGAGAGGAUUUUGCACCACAAUUCCAAACGAGUGGAUUCAUACCACAGCAAGAUGGAGCUGGAGAUGUGACACUCGGGUACUUUGAAGCAGAAGUGAACAAAGUGGAAAAUUUUCCAGACAGAUGCAGUAGAGUUACCAGAAAUGAUGAGGUAUUACUGGCUCCAGUUGUGAGGGCUUCUUCAUGGAUACCUCAGCAGGAUGGGCCCAUUCCUGAUGCUUAUGAUGAGAUAGUCUCCACGCCAAAUUUGUAUCCUUACCAAGGAGUUGCAAGUGAAGACUACAAUGCAGUGAAUACACCAGCUGGCCAUGAUCUACAAGCAGGCACACCAGUUGUUGGCACACAAAAUGAAAUUGUGGAGGCUGAUGAUGAGGAUGAACCCCUGAAUGAAAAUGAUGAUGAUGAAGUAGACGAUGUGGAUGAAGGAGAUGAGCCGAAUACACAGCAUCUGGUUUUGGCACAGUUUGACAAGGUGACCCGAACAAAAAGCAGAUGGAAAUGCACACUUAAGGAUGGUAUUAUGCACAUAAACAACAAGGACGUUCUCUUCACUAAGGCGACUGGUGAAUUCGACUUUUGAUAGCAUUUGGCGAAGACCCAGUAUACUCACUGCCAGGGGUUGGAUUGUUGCUGAAAGUACAUUAGGAGAGGAGGGGGGGGGGUGUCUUUCCACAUCCUUUCGGUUCUUCUUGUUAAAUUCACUGAGGGUAGAGAUGGCUUGAGGGAAUGAUUUGGCACAUGCAAGAGAUGUGCAGGUUGGAUGGAUGGAUGGAUGUACAUGUAGGUAGAGCCUUUUUUGUCUUCCAUUUAUAUGAGAGUUAAUAUUGGCUUUACUCUUAGUUUAUUACUUACUGGGAAUUUUGUAAUUCUAUCCGCUUUGUAUAUUGAGAUUGUUGGGUUAAAUUAUGACAAAAUGUAUUGUUUGUUUUCGA